Messenger RNA from Colletotrichum orchidophilum, 2082 nucleotides. RefSeq lists its product as uncharacterized. The coding region runs from base 1 to 2082 and encodes 693 amino acids. The transcript has a single exon. The record is from RefSeq and is a predicted model, not a curated record. NCBI's taxonomy places the organism in Eukaryota, Fungi, Ascomycota, Sordariomycetes, Glomerellales, Glomerellaceae.
AUGCCGCCGUCGCGACCUACCGUACGAUGCUGCCGAGCAGUUCAGCAACAUUUUCCAGCUCCGUCCGACAACGUAUGGAUCACGGAUGGUCUCUUGGCGAGCGCUUUUGAGCGCUACUGCCACGUAUCACGCCUCACGCGACGCAAGUCGAGCUCUGUGCCCGGCCCGCUCGAGAAUCGAAGACGGCUGGGCAAGAGGAGGAUGGCAGAACUGCACCUGGACGGACAUUCGACCUUGCCUCCCUGGGCCAUUGAGUUCCCGGUCGACCUGAGUCAAUGGAAGUGGCAACCGCCGACCCUACGUAUAUCAAAGGAACAGAGGGAUCUACAGAGCCAGCAAAGUCAAUCUUUGCUGUCUCGCGUUUACAGAUGGUCGGUGUCGGAACAGCAGAUGAAUGAGGAGGAAAUUGCUCGGAUUGACAUUGAAAGCCCGCCAAUCUCUACCUUUGAAGAACGGCUAUCUCAAGCCCGAGCCGCCGUUGCGGCUUCGACACAGCACGCGAUCGGCUCGGAAUACUACGACUUCAUCGAGGGGCUUCAGAGGGAAUUGAAAUUGGGUGCUCUCGAUCCCAGUGCCGUGGACUCGGCUGUUUCAACUUUUCCUCAGUCUUUGAUCAGUACACGUGCUGACGGCGAGACGGUCAGCAUUGCCAUUGAGCUGUUCCUUUCGGCCGUUGUCAACGGAAUCGCAUGUUCCAAAGUUUUGGGCCCGUCAGAGUUUGGUGCGAGCUUUUGGAACCUUCUGCUGAAUCGGACGUCUCAAAUGCGGGCCAAUGACGCGACGAUUCUUCUAUUCCAGACUACGCUCGAUGCGGUCCCUCGCCCAUACAUCAAUGAUAUCCACGAGGGCAUCAUUGCGGCGGUGCAAACGCUAGCCGUGUCUCAGUCGACGGGGCGCAGACGGGCCGCGGACAUUGGCGUUGCGCUCCGCGAAUUGUCGCCCGAAGACCACGGCGCGCUUCUCGAGGGGAUCGAAACCGUAGUCUGCCGAGGUUCGGUAGUCUUUGAGGAGGAAACCCGCCAAAAGCUUCACUUCCUUUGGCUGCAGGUCUUGGCACAUAUGCCGCGGGUCGACUCAACCUACCUUUUUGACGCUUGCGUCAGAUCCCAAUACUUUGAUCGCGAGCUGCCCUGGCACGAUGACAGAGAUCUCAGCCAGCUUAUCCUCCAGCAAUGGACUAGCCGCGGGUACCUCGGCGACCACAAGGCCGUUGAGGCAUUCUGGGUCCGCGAAUCUUCCAGACACGCAACCUCGAGCCUCGCUGCCCUAGUAGCCGGCAUCUGCGAAAUCGAGCAUGACAAACCAAAGCAUUUGAGGAGGGAACAUGUAUGGUUGAUCAAAAAUCUCAUGAAGCUGUUGAGACGCUUCGGCCGCCAGAACCAGCUUGUCGUCUCGAUGCAGCGCUUCGCAGAAGCCAGGGAUACGAUACCUAUUAUGCCCUUCGCGCGAGUCGCUUCAGCCAGUCACGACUACGAGACGGCUCUCAAGCUUCGUUCGAUUUUGCUCUCUCGCGAGGGAAAGCUGGAGGGCCGAAUGGGCUCACAAUGGCCUUGGACAGCCUGGGUGCCCUACAUCAAGUCCAUGAUAAGAGACAAAUCCGUCCCGUCCUGGACCAUCUGGUCGGCAGUUCACUGCGGCGAUGGCAAGAUGAAUAUUUACCCUGCCAAGCAACGUGAUCUCUGGAUCAGGAGAAUAUCUCUGAUGGAGGACAUGGCAAUGUGGUUCGCGAGCGCCAACACAAGGUCGGAAAGGAGUACAUUUCGGGACGUUUCCAAAUGUAUCAACUGGCUGCGGAACAACAAGGUACCGCUGAAUAGCAGGUCGAUGACGGCAAUUGCCAAGGUAGCCACACGGGAACUGAAAAGGGGUGAAUUCGGGCGGACUCAACGCCUGGUCUGGUUGAUGGACAUCAUAGGACAGUCCAAGGGACCCGAGCAGAAAGCUUUGGUUGCUCGAGUGCUCCAACGGUGGAGGCAAGCCAAUUCCGAACUGGAAAUAAAGAGGUGCCGAGAGGCUGAACGGGUCCCGGACGCUGAACGGAUUCGAGAGGCGAUUAGGGCUCCGGAAAGGAGCGAGUGGUAG